Messenger RNA from Hippoglossus stenolepis (Pacific halibut), 3545 nucleotides. RefSeq names its product EPM2A glucan phosphatase, laforin (gene epm2a). Gene Ontology annotation, biological process: protein dephosphorylation. Lineage: Eukaryota; Metazoa; Chordata; Actinopteri; Pleuronectiformes; Pleuronectidae. The transcript has 4 exons. Bases 104 to 1144 code for a protein of 346 amino acids. Gene Ontology annotation, molecular function: protein tyrosine phosphatase activity; carbohydrate phosphatase activity; protein tyrosine/serine/threonine phosphatase activity. The record is from RefSeq and is a predicted model, not a curated record. Gene Ontology annotation, cellular component: cytoplasm; nucleus.
UUUAGGCGACACCAAACACUAUCGACUCCACUGAAUACUAACCGCGCUAUAAUCUAACAGGGACUAUAAUAACCGUGCCGUGCCGUGUUAAACACCCGUGACCAUGUUGUUCAGAUUCGGGGUCAUUCUCGCUCCGGACAGUGCGGACGUGCAGCUCUUGGUCCUGGGCUCUCGUGAGGAGAUGGGUCGGUGGGACCCGGACAGAGCGGUGCACAUGAAGCCCGCACACGAGCUCCUGUCGCCGCAUGAACCGAACCUGUGGCUCGGCGACGUGCAGCUGGAGGAGCCGGUGAAAGACGCGCUGUGGUUCAAGUUCUUGCAAAGAACCAGAGGCUGUUACAUCUGGGAAGGUAACACAGCAGCACUGAGCCCCUGUGAGGAUGUUCACGCUCAAAGCUGCGAUUCACGAGAAAAGCACCAAAACAACUCCGCCAUGUUUGGUAGCGGCCCCAGCCAUGACAGGUUCUGUUCAUAUGAUGAGAGGAACGUGGUGGACGGAGUGUACUGCCACCCGAUUGGCCACUGGAUAGAGGAAACUGGACACACAGACGAGAUGAAACAUACCACCCGCUUUUAUUUGGGUGUGGCGGGUCAGGCGGCCAUGCAUUUCUCCAGGGUGCUUCCACGUGUUUGGCUUGGCAGCUGCCCUCGACAGGUAGAGCAUGUGACGAUUAAGAUGAAGCAUGACUUGGGCAUCACUGCGGUGAUGAACUUCCAGACUGAGGGCGACGUGGUGAACAACUCCUACGACUGCAGACGCAACCCUGGGGAAGCGAUGACGCCGGACACCAUGAUGCAUUUGUACAAAGACUGUGGCAUGGUGUACCUGUGGAUGCCCACACCUGACAUGAGCACGGAGGGUCGUAUCAGGAUGCUUCCCCAGGCGGUAUUCCUGCUUAAAGGUCUCUUGGAGAAUGGCCACACCGUCUAUGUUCACUGUAACGCUGGAGUGGGCAGGUCGACGGCUGCCGUGUGUGGCCUGCUCAUGUACGUCCUCGGCUGGAGCCUGAGGAAGGUGCAAUACUUUGUCGCAGUCAGGAGGCCGGUGGUGUACAUCGAUGAGGAGGCUUUGGUCCAGGCUCAGGCAGAAUUCAUCCAGAAGUUUGGACAACUGAGGCCCUCCCUCUCUUACCUGGAGCCAUGAGAGUUUAGAGUCUUUGCACUGAAGUUUUCACAUUUAAAAAAGACUGGAACUAAAACAAGAAAGACUUCAGCCGUUUUAGUAAUAAUCAACGAAGAGCGUUGACAUUUUGAAAAGGCGACUUCUACUUUAAGUGUUGAACAGCAAUGAUUGAGUGGGACACACUGCAAAACAAACCAAAUAUCAAUACACUAAAACAAAACCAGAUGUCUCCCUUUCCACAGUUAUUCUCUAUAUUUCACAAUUCUGUACCAAAAAUCAGUUUUAAUCUCAUCGGGAAAUUAUUUUGGAGAGAAGUCUUGAUGCUGCCUGAAAAUGGCAGCCCCUUGCCAAAGCAACAAAUCAAUUCUCCAAUGACAAUGCCUCUCCAUAUCUGUCAAGCAGGUAUUCUGUUCCCAGACAUCGAAGAACACAGCUCCGCCCCGUCUUUCUCGGAGAGCCUGAUCGCAUUUCAUCUUUAUUUAUUUAUCCGACAGAUGCUAUUCCGACCCUUCUCCUAAAUAACAAAAAACAACAUCCCUGCCAGACCAUUUUAAUGCAUACAUAAUAAAGCAUUAUCGGAAUACUGUUCUUCUGCCUUGACUCAUAAUGAGGAUCCAUUGCUUUUUCUUUUUUAAGAUGCAGUGUUUUUGUUACCUUUCCCUGAUUUAAGAAAGUUGGUGGAUUAGAGAGGAGGGAAGAUUCUUCUCCUCGAGCGUGUCUUACAGCCUCUCAUUACUUUUCAGUGAGUACCUGCGGAAGACAGCAACUUAAAAGAGCGUCAGUGGGGACGGGUGGGUGGAUUGAGCCAUGCAAAAAAAAAGAAGCAAAGUUGUGGAUUUCCAAACGCUCUAAAAAUAUGCAUAAAAUCCAGAUUUGAAAUGAGUGACAUGCUUUUCCUUUUUGAAGAAGAAGCAGAAUGUGUAGAGGUUUGAAAACAAAUGCGUCUAUACCUUACUAUGUGUGUGUGGCUGCUGGUGUUUUUUCGCCGGAUUGAUGCAAAUGUAAUUGGAAAACAUGUUGCUUUUAUUCCACUGGGUUGUUGUCAGUGACUGAUGUUAUAAAGUAUCUGUAGUCCACAUGAUUUCCAGGAUCUGUCAAUCACCUCUGCCUGUUCCCCGAGAUCCUUGCAUUUAAAUUGGAGAAGGUAUUAGAAAGCAUUUGCAACUGUCACAGAAGACAGAUUUAUAUAGUGCAGUGUUCCACACUUAUACACUUCCAUCUCUACCACAAUGUGUCAUGCACGUACUUGUGUUGUUUCCCAAAUGUUUUGUCCCUGCAGGCCUCGGACUAGUACUUAUUACCUAUAUUUCUGUAUCUAUAUGCAUUCAUUUUGCUGAUUUGAAGCAUCACAGAGGCAAUCUUUAAAAUUGUGUCUGUAGUUUUCUUAUUCUCUCUGACUGAAACAAAACUAUUAUGAAAUAAAAUAAUCAGAGGGGCACAGUAAUAAUAUAUUUCCAAUAAUUCGGACUGUAUCAGGAUAUAUUGCUUCUGUCAUUCAUUCAAAGGUUGACAAAUACCUCAGUUUAUAUCCAAGAUCUGCACGCAUGUAGCUGAUUGACCAACAUAAUAAGAAGAUGAACUAUACACACCAGAUUAUAGUACCUUUACUACAACAAUGUUAAAGAUUACUUUAUUCUUGUGUUGGUCCACAGAAUGCAGAUCUGAAUUUAACUUCACACACUGAAAUGUUCAAAUCCUUUUUAAUUUACAGUAAACUAAAUAUUAGGGCGCCACACAGAAGUGAGAUUAAAAUAAUAACAAUUGAUGAACUGAUUUCAGCCAUUAAGCUGCUUGAAUCAUGUUGGGAUGUUUAUCAAAAGGAAUCUUGAAUUCUUGCUGUGCAGUUACUGCCACAGGUUGGUGGCGGUGUUUUCUAAUCAAACCUAAAUGUAUGUGUGUAUUUAACAGGCAGAAAUCAGGACUUUUUUGUUUAUGCUGUUAUUUGUCCUCAGUGCAACUUUACUGGUCACUCAGUUUUACAUUUCCAAAAUGCCUCCUCCUCCCUCAGGUUCCCCCGACUAUUUAAGCUGUCUCCCUCUGUGUGUGACUCACUGUGCAUUGCUGCCAAACAAACUCAGCUUAAUUAAAGCACAUAAACAUGCACAGUUAAACUCAGAUUGCAAAAGCAAUGUCCACAUACUUAUAGAAAGGGAUAAAAGAAGCUGAGUAAUGUUCAUAUGUGAACAAUGAUUUGCACAAAUAGAAAGUUGCUCCUUAGUUAAAAACUAUCACAAACUUCUGAUUUUGUCAUAUUGUGAAGUUGGUGUCUAAAUUCAAUCCAGUGGAACACAGGCACACAAACACUAUACAGAUACCUGACAAACACAGUCAAACUAUACAUUAAAUCACUCUGUAUUGCCUCAUUUCAUCCAACCAGAGCGGUUAUCUGAAACAAGACUCAUUAAAAGCCUCAUUGAAUGUU